AUGUUGAGCACACUGCUGGACAAGUAUGAUAAGGACAAGUGUGGCUGGGAUGGAACAGUGAACCAUAUAUUGAUGUCCAACAGUGACAGUGACUUCAAGCUUGACUCAAACACUGACUUGGAUACUGACUUCGAAGUCUUGGACCUCAAAGGUGAAGAACUGUUGGAAAGUCUGGGAUUAUGCAUCGAGAAAGAGCUGGAGUUGCUCAGUACACCAACACCCUAUGAAAAAAUUCAAAAAAAUGCUGCUCACCAAUGGGACAAGGCCAAGAAGAAUUGUUGUCUCAGUUAUAAUGGCCUGUCUGCACAUACACAAUGUUGGCAAAAUCAAAAAGCACAAGCAAAAGAACAGAGUGACACUGUUUUGUGUGCCACUAUGAUGCAGUCAUUUUUGAAAAGUAAACUAAAGCUCCCAUGCCAAUCCCAAUCACUGGCCUCUGAGUCACUGCCAUAUAUUGGCACUUCAACCAACUUGUUGCCUAUGGUUACACCAGUAUUCUUCACUGGUUAUCUUUCAGACUUGUCAGACUCAGAUGUUGAACUUACAGAUGAUGAUGUUGACACCAACCAUGGUUCUGUCCCUCUGCUGACAGCUCAGUCUCCCUUACCAAUUCAACAGCCACCAUCUUUAAAAAGACAACAACUCAAAGUUCCUGCAUGUGUCGCACAUCAGCAGGCUAAAAAUAACCACCAAAUAGAGAGGGAGCAAGCUCUCAGAGACAUCAAGAAGCUUAUCCAAUCAAAGAGAGAAUUAUUUGAUGGGGACACAAUGGAUUGCAGUCAUAUCAUGCAAGAGCCAUACAGAGCUAGGGCUGCUGAAAGCCAGGGAUUUGCAGAGAAGUGGGUUGACAAGCAAGAGUUACCAGUCUUGUCAAAAGGCCAGCACAAGAAAACAUUCUCACUCAAGCAAGAAAUGAUCCCCAAAGCUGCUGAGCAAUACCUUCAACACAUUACCACUGUCAAAAUGCCACAAGGUCUCAAGAAAUAUCUGGAGAUUGAGCUCUUUCCACAAAUUCAACAGAAGCCAAGUGGAGGGGUAUCACUUUCAACUGCACAUUGUCUGUUGAAGCAGGAAGGAUUUCAGUUUCAAGAGUACAAAAAAGCCUUGUAUUAUGAUGGCCAUGAAUGGCCUGAUGUUGUUGAAGACCGACAAACUUGCUUUCUCCUAAAUAUGGCAAAGCUAAAGGAGCGAGUCAUAGAAUAUGUGGUUGGAGAUGUUGAUCAAGAGCUGGUGAAGACACCAUCCAAUUAUGUUGAGAGAUGGCUUGUGCUUUGUGCACAUGACAAAAUGACUGCCCAAACAAACAAUGACAUGGGGAAAGGCUAG
Messenger RNA from Suillus paluster, 1326 nucleotides. RefSeq lists its product as uncharacterized. The record is from RefSeq and is a predicted model, not a curated record. Lineage: Eukaryota; Fungi; Basidiomycota; Agaricomycetes; Boletales; Suillaceae. The coding region runs from base 1 to 1326 and encodes 441 amino acids. The transcript is spliced from 4 exons.